AUGGGCAGAAAGGUGCCUAUUUAUGAACUGAGGAACGACGGACGUUCUAACCUGCUGGGAGCACUGCUGAUUGCUGGACAGUUUGUCAUUCCUGAGGUAUGCCUCUAUUUUCACCAUAAAUUGUACAGGGGAAAUAGAGUGACGAAAGUGGAUACAGGAAGCUUUGAUGCGUUCUCCUCACCUAAUCUGCCCCCCCUUGCAAAUGCAGAGGUGGAUAUAAAAAUCGACUGGGGCAUUGUAUGGCGGGCCACCACUACGAAGAAGUUUAAUGUUCACACUGAUAUGAACAGGAAUGUGGGUUUGCUGAGGCUCUUCCCAGGAAUUACGGCUACUACUGUAAGGGCGUUUCUCCAGCAUCCAAUGGAAGGGAUAGUACUAGAGACCUAUGGAUGUGGCAACGCUCCAAACAACCGCCCUGAUUUGCUGGAAGAGUUGAGGCAAGCAACAGAACGGAACGUGGUGAUCCUAAACUGCACCCAAUGUUUACGAGGGUCGGUGGCUCCCACCUAUGCAACUGGACAGGACCUCACUCAUGUUGGAGUAAUUUCAGGAGGAGACAUGACACCAGAAGCAGCCUUAGCAAAACUCUCCUAUGUGCUGGGCAAAAGGCAUUUUACCUGGAAAGAAAAGAAGCAGAUGCUGUGUGAUAAUCUGAGAGGAGAAAUGUCUUCUAUGUUCACAGGAACCCACAGUUCUUUAAAGAACAGCACAUUUGUUAAAGUGAUGACCAAAUUUAUAAGUCUUAACUGCAAAGAGGAACUUGGAGCUUUGAUUCCAUCAUUGGCUUGUGCUGCUGCUAAAUCUGGUGACUUGGAUGCAUUGAAAACCAUUGAAGAAGUGGGUGGAAAAUUAAGUUGUGAAGAUUAUGAUGGGCGGACCCCACUUCAUGUUGCAUCAUGUGAAGGGCACGUUCAGCUAACUGAAUACCUUCUGAAAAGUGGGGCGAGUGUUUAUGCUAAAGACAGAUACGGUGCCUCUCCACUGAUGAAUGCCAUAGAGUUCAGGUAG
This is a messenger RNA of Pogona vitticeps (central bearded dragon), 1008 nucleotides long. Lineage: Eukaryota; Metazoa; Chordata; Lepidosauria; Squamata; Agamidae. The record is from RefSeq and is a predicted model, not a curated record.